Messenger RNA from Arctia plantaginis, 411 nucleotides. The record is from the annotation of a GenBank genome assembly. NCBI's taxonomy places the organism in Eukaryota, Metazoa, Arthropoda, Insecta, Lepidoptera, Erebidae.
AUGCAAAUAGGUAGUUCACCUAAUGUUUCAAGUUCCCGAAAACGAAUAGUCUAUAAACCAAGUACCUGGCGGAUUCAUCAGUUUGAAAUAUGGAGUGGCGAUCUCCUUUGCAAGGCAGUGGCUUUACGUGUUCAGGGAGCUCUGCUUCUGUGGUUGGGAGGUGCAGGCGCGGCGCAGCUUAGUGAAAUAGCUUUAGGUAUGCCAGCCCCGAGUAAUGAUGGUAACCGCGAUGCACUUUCGACGACACUAAUAGGCGCUGAUGGCACAGCAGCUGCAAUGGCGCGCCGUCUUUCUGCAGCACUGGAAAGACCCGUCUAUGUGUGCAGUGGAGUUACUUUUGAUCGUUUCACGAUGCCACUUAUUGAACGGGGUCUAGUGGCAGAAAUUAAAAGCAGGCCGGAAUGCUUUUAG